Messenger RNA from Procambarus clarkii (red swamp crayfish), 1728 nucleotides. The record is from RefSeq and is a predicted model, not a curated record. Lineage: Eukaryota; Metazoa; Arthropoda; Malacostraca; Decapoda; Cambaridae.
AUGGCGUCUUCUCUCUUCGGGCGGCGGGAUGCCAGCUUCUACCGGUCCUUCUCAAACAAGCCAAUCACAGAAAGGCAUACAGCAGCAUACCUCCUUGGCCAAUCACAGGCGAGCUUCGUGGCCCUCAAGGAUGGCCUCCAAGAUGAGCCGCCCGGGGGUUGCCUUGGUGAUGGAGCGGGUGGCUCACGCCUCAUGCCUCUCGGCUACUCCGCUCUCCUCGCUUCUGUCUCCCUCAAUCUUUUACAGUGCGGGGUGUACCUGCAGGUGCCGUACAGUCCCCUGGGCGCCCAGGCGCUGAAGGUGGCCUCCUGGACGCCCCAGCGAGGCCUCGCUCUCACCUCCAGCCUCCCGCUCUUCCCAGACAAGUUCUCAAAAUUCAUUCAGCGGCCGACCCUGACGCUGGCCGCAGAGAUAAACGCGCUGAUUACUGUGGUUAACCCCAAGGAAGAUGAGGCUGGUGAGAAAGUGAUGUUACAGUUUGCAGGACCAGCAGCGGACCUGGUAUCCUACCUCGCUAAGGGUCUCAACUUCUCAUACAAAUACAUGAGGCCUCCUGAUGGAUCUUCGGGCAGUAAGCGUGAGGAUGGGAGCUGGUCAGGCAUGGUGGGGAUGGUCAUCAGGCAGGAAAUAGAUGUAGCGGUCGGCCCCUUCGGCGUAAGUGCAGUCCGAGCUGAGGUGGUGGACUUCACAGUGCCAAUAUUAACUGACUACGGUAGGAUUCUUGGGGCUCGAGGCCGGCCGGAGGUGGACCCGUGGGGCUUCCUGUUCCCUCUGGAGCCGCUGGUGUGGGCGGCCAUCCUGGGGGCGCUGCUGGUACUGCCCCUGACGACCCUGCUCAUGGCCUCGUGCUUCUCACCCAACACCCACGGACACAACUAUAUCGUACCGCCCACAUCCGCCUUCCUCCGCAUUUUGUUGUAUCAGUGCACACCUUUUGUUACAUGGACUGCAGUGAUAAAGAUAGGGUGCAGUGAAAAUGGUUACAGUGAUAUAGGAGGAUAUGGUGCGAAUGUUUUGGACUCUGGUGCAUACUGGUGGUGGGAGCGGGUGGUGUUGACAGUGUGGGGGCUGGUGACGGUGGUGUUGACGCAGAGCUACGCCGGCAACCUCAUGGCUCUCCUGGCUGUCAGACACAUCCCUCAACCCUACCAGUCUCUCCGGGACGUGUUGGAUGACCGCUCCGUCACCACUGUGUGGGAGCAAGGCUCCUCUAAUGUACAAUUUGUACGAGAAGCUGAGUUUGGAAUAUACCGUGAGAUUGCUGGCCUGAAGGAGAAAGGUCGCCUCAUAUACAAACCUCGCCCAAAGUUCACAGAGAUUAUAGACACCUUAGUGAGGAGGGGAGACCACAUCCUCAUGGAUAUUGACUUCAGUUUGAAGAUUUACAUGUCUGAAGAUUUCACCGAAUCAGGACAGUGUUCCUUCUACAAGUCAAAAGAGGAGUUCAUGCCACUGAUGUUUGCCUUGGUGAGCGAGAAGGGAAGUCCACUUGUAUCACCACUUAAUGACAGGAUCCUGGGAAUGACAGAGGCGGGACUGUUCAAGUACUGGAUGAGGGCCGCCCAGCCCAACUCCACUGUGUGCUCCCAGGCGCCCACCACCAUCACCGUCCAGGAGUCACUUUCUCUUAACAACGUGAUGGGAAUGUUUGUCCUCCUCGCUGGUGGUCACUCUAUCAGUGUUCUGGUGUUGUGUCUUGAGCUUGUGGCCGGCAGCACUCAACACUGA